AUGAGAUUCCAAACCUCGCCCUGGAGUAUCCUGGCGAUACUGUCGCUCGUUUUGAACCAUGUCUCCGCCGUCGAUAUCGACAUCGACAGUGCCGACUCGAUCAAGGAUGCCGCCUCCGAAAUCGCCUAUGGCUUGAUGAAGUGGUACACCGGCAACAACACUGGUGAUGUGCCCGGCAACUUGCCCGACCCCUACUACUGGUGGGAGGCCGGUGCCAUGUUCAUGAGCAUGGUCGAGUACUGGUACUACACCGGCGACGAGACGUACGUCCCGCAGACCAAGCAAGCCCUGAUCCACCAGACCGGCGACAAGAACGACUACAUGCCCACCAACCAGACCCUGACCGAGGGUAACGACGACCAGCUUUUCUGGGCCCUGGCCGCCAUGAGUGCUGCCGAGCUGAAGUUUUCCGACCCCGGCGACCUCGCUGCCUCCUGGGUCGCCCAGGCCCAGGCUGUCUUCAACGAGCAGGCCGCUCGCUGGGAUGGAGCAAACUGCGAUGGUGGUUUGCGCUGGCAAAUCUACUCGUUCAACGCAGGCUGGAACUACAAAAACACCAUUUCCAACGGCGGCUUCUUCCAGCUGGCCGCCCGCUUGGCCCGCUACACCGGAAACGAAACCUACGUUGACUGGGCAGAGAAGAUGUGGGACUGGGCCGCCGGCACCGUCAUUCUCGACACCGACACGUGGACCAUCAACGACGGAACGAGUGUGACGAACAACUGCAGCACGGCCGACCACACGCAAUGGACCUACAACUACGGAACCUUCAUUGUCGGAUGCGCCUUCCUGUACAACCACACCGAGAACGAGAUCUGGAAGACGCGUGCUUCGAACCUGCUGAAGUCGGCAUACUCGACCUUUUUCCCGGAUUACAUGACGGCCAACAUCAUGGUCGAGGUCACCUGCGAGCCGUCUGCAAACUGUGAUUACGACCAGUCGUCCUUCAAGGCAUACUUGUCGCGCUGGCUUGCUCUGACCGCGCAGAUGAUCCCGGACUUCUACGAGGAAAUCUUCACAAAGAUCCGAGCAUCCGCAAAGGGAGCGGCGGGCCAGUGUUCGGGCUCCGCAAAGACGGCCGGCAACACGUGCGGUCGCGAGUGGAACUCGACAGUGUGGGACGGCACCUACGGCGUUGGUGAGCAGAUGGCGGCGUUGCAGAUCGUCGGCGCCCUGAUGAUCGACAAGGGCUCCCUGGCUGCCCCGGUCACAUAUGCGACUGGCGGUACCAGUAAAUCCGACGGCAGCGCUGGAACGGGGUCAGGGGCAAGUAGCACGGAUGGCACUUACCAGACCCUGUCGCCCAUCAGCGCGGGCGACAAGGCUGGCGCCGCAAUCCUCACCAUCGCCAUCAUGGUGGGCACAUUAGGAGGAGCGGCAUGGAUGAUGAUGGGCGAUUUCUGA
This is a messenger RNA of Lasiodiplodia theobromae, 1404 nucleotides long. RefSeq names its product Glycoside hydrolase family 76. Gene Ontology annotation, biological process: fungal-type cell wall biogenesis; carbohydrate catabolic process. Gene Ontology annotation, molecular function: mannan endo-1,6-alpha-mannosidase activity. The transcript has 2 exons. The coding region runs from base 1 to 1404 and encodes 467 amino acids. Lineage: Eukaryota; Fungi; Ascomycota; Dothideomycetes; Botryosphaeriales; Botryosphaeriaceae. The record is from RefSeq and is a predicted model, not a curated record.